UGAUGUAAGAAAUUUCUAAGGGGAAAGCCUUUCCUGAGUUCAAUGAGAAGCAGACAUCCCAGAGGACAGGAGGCCAAACAGCAGAGAUAAAUGGCUCAUUUAAAUUGGGAGCUGCUACUAAACUAUUUUCUGGCUGGCAGAUGCAGUGCCUAGCACCUGCUAUCAAAGACGAACCAAACAUGAGUGGAGGAGGGGAACAGGUUGACAUUUUGCCGGCUAACUAUGUGGUAAAGGACCGUUGGAAAGUGUUGAAGAAGAUUGGUGGUGGUGGCUUUGGUGAGAUUUAUGAAGCAAUGGAUCUUUUAACUCGGGAGAAUGUAGCUCUGAAGGUUGAGUCAGCUCUGCAACCAAAGCAAGUCCUCAAGAUGGAGGUGGCUGUUCUAAAAAAACUACAAGGGAAAGAUCAUGUUUGCAGAUUUAUUGGCUGUGGGAGGAAUGAGAAGUUUAACUAUGUUGUUAUGCAACUACAGGGCCGGAAUCUUGCAGACCUCAGAAGAAGCCAGCCUCGAGGAACUUUUACACUGAGCACAACUCUUCGAUUAGGCAAGCAGAUCUUAGAAUCCAUAGAAGCCAUUCACUCAGUGGGAUUCUUGCAUCGAGAUAUCAAGCCCUCUAAUUUUGCCAUGGGACGCCUGCCUUCAACCUACAGGAAAUGUUAUAUGUUAGACUUUGGUCUGGCCCGGCAGUAUACCAAUACUAAUGGUGAAGUCCGACCUCCUCGUAAUGUUGCUGGAUUCCGGGGAACAGUCCGGUAUGCGUCAGUGAAUGCACAUAAAAAUAGAGAAAUGGGCCGACAUGAUGAUCUGUGGUCCCUUUUUUAUAUGCUGGUAGAAUUUGCAGUUGGUCAACUUCCAUGGCGCAAGAUUAAAGAUAAGGAACAAGUUGGUAUGAUUAAGGAGAAAUAUGAACAUCGAAUGCUGCUAAAACAUAUGCCUUCUGAGUUCCAUCUUUUUCUGGAUCACAUUGCAAAUCUGGAUUAUUUCACCAAACCAGAUUAUCAGCUGAUCAUGACUGUGUUUGAAAAUAGCAUGAAGGAAAGGGGGAUUACUGAGAAUGAGGCCUUUGACUGGGAGAAAGCUGGUACAGAUAUUUUAUUAUCUACAAGUACAUCCACCCCACCUCAGCAGAACACAAGGCAAACUGCAGCCAUGUUUGGUGUGGUUAAUAUCACUCCAAUACCUGGAGAUUUACUUCGCGAGAACACAGAGGAUGUUUUGCAAGGAGAACACCUGAGUGACCAAGAGAAUGCACCCCCAAUUUUAUCUGUCCGGCCAACAGAAAACAACUUAGGGCAGGCUCCAAAUGUUCCCUUCAAUGAAGGAGAAGUUUGGGAAGAGACUGAUGUAAAUCGCAACAAACUCAGGAUCAGCAUCAGCAAAACGCAGUGUUUAGCUGAAGAAGAUCAGAAAAGUGGUGUGUGCCCCAUCUCCCCAGUGCGAGCAGUGCCGGACUCCCCUACAACCCAAGCACGUUCUCUGAGAUACCGCCGUGUGAAUAGUCCUGAGUCGGAACGCCUCUCCACUGCUGAUGGAAAAAUUGAUCAGCAUGAACGAAGGUAUUCCCACUGAAACCUUUUGAAAUGAAUGGUCUCCCCAGGGUGGUGCCUUUAAAUUUGCCUUACCAAGAUUUCAAAAGGGAUGUAUCAGAAAAUAGGGAAAGAUCCAAAAUUCUCCAGCGAAUAAAAAAAGUGGAUUUCUCAAAUGUUGUCUUAACUGCCCCUUGUAAACCACCUAAUGCUCAUCUUCAACUGGCAAAUGGCAGAUAUAAAGAAAAAAAGGAGGAGGAGGAAGAGGAGGAAGAGGAAGAAGAGGAGGAUGAAGAACUUGGUAAUUUAGGAGAAGAAUUUGAUAUGCAGAGUGAUUCGAGCAGUGAAGUGAGUCAAAAAAGUACUGAGCGUAGUCAGGAAGGUGCUCCAUCCACUCUUUUAGCAGAUGACCAGAAGGAAUCCAAGGGUCGAGCAUCAGCUGCAGAAGGAGACUUGGAGCUUGAGGAAGGCUCAAAAACAUUAGUUCUCUUUUCACCAGGUGACCUGAAAAAGUCUCCUGUGAAUACAGAUUUGGCUCCUGAUGCUGAUCUUGGAACUCUUGCUGCACUGACUCCUCAAAGUGAGAAACCUCAGCCUAUGGGAAGCCAGCUUGAUGUAUCUGAGCCAGGAACGUUGUCUUCCAUCCUCAAGUCUGAACCAAAGCCUCCUAUGUCUGUGGCCACAACCUCCUCCCCUUUUACUAAAGUUGAACGCACAUUUGUCCAUAUUGCCGAAAAGACACAUCUAAACAUCAUGUCUUCCAGUGGCCAGCUUAUGAGGCACGAGGAAUACUCUAAUACAGGGCAGUUUGAAGAGAUAAUCGUUGAGGAAGAAUUAGAGGAAAAUCAGGUACUGAUAGAAAAUGGGAGUGUGAAUUCAGCCUUGGAAGGGGGAGAAAUGGAAAGUUGUGCUUUCUCAGUGAAUCAUAUUGAAACCACCUCUGAAGCCGCAGGGGAACUGGUAUUCCUGAAUGGUGUUAAAAUGGAAGAAGAAGAGGAGCUAGAACUUAAGGGCAAACUUAUUCCCGAGUCAGAUGUGGAAGAAGAUAGUAAGUUGAUUUCAGAAGAACCUGGCCUUGAUAAUAAAACCCUUGAAAAUGAAUCCCUUAGACAGGCAGAGUUGCUUCCACAUAUUCUAGCAGAAACUUCCAAAAAGCCAUUGAAUGUAAGGUAUAGAAGCCGGAUUCCUGUCUUGCUGUCUGAAGAAGACACUGGAUCAGAUGUUUCAGCUUCACACUCUGGCAAAGAAAGGCUAUACAAGAGACUGAAACAACAGGAUUUGGCCCGCCUGGUGAUGGAGAAAAGGCAAAGCUAUCUGUUCAGGUUAGCUUCUGGAGCUUCAUCUUCUGCUUCCUCUAGUGAUGAGAGGCAGCGGGCUUCAGAAACCUUGUCGGCCACUGGUUCUGAGGAAGAUACUCAUGAUUCAGAUGAUUUCACCCCAAGGAAGAUUGGAAAUCAGGAGAGAAUUUCCCUGGUAAAGAUGGAGGAGAGAAGUUUAAAUAUAAGGAGCAGAAUCCCUCGCCCCAUUGUACCUGUAAAGCCACCUGUGAUAGAACUAAAAUAUGGGAGCCCUUCAGCCCUUCCGCCAGCAGCGCCAAGUAGAAGUACCGGUGAUGCAGCUGGGCCCAUAAGGAUUCAGGGGCAAAGGCCAUUUGGGAAUAUAUCUGGUGACCCCCGGAUGAAAGCUACCCCAACUCCUGCUACCCCUUCCUUGAAGAGCAGCCCAAGGAAAGCCCCCCAUCUGCCAGCUAGAAGCCCUGUUCUCCCUCCACGAAACCUCAGUGCUUCCCCCAAAAGCCAAUCCCUAUCCAGAAAGGAAAGCCCAUCACCAUCUCGACCGCAUAGGCCUGGGACUACAUUUCCUCCCAAAGCUCCCUCCAGGGCUCAGGCUCUAGGCCUACCGGGAGAGAUCCCUGUGUCACCAGGUAUGCUCAGAAAAGGACCAAAAGGGAAAACCCAUCCUCCAGGAACCAAAGGAAAACAGGUAUUCCAAGAAGGCAAGUCUCCUGCUAGAUAAUGAUCUGCUGCUGCCAGUCCAUUAGACCUACCGACCUACCAUCUUGCCAGGCUGGAAAAACCUCUGCGUAUAAUAUACACGAGAUGCCGCAGCGCAGCCUUAUGUGUCGGAAAUAUAUGCCUAUAGCAGCUAGUUGUACUUCAGUGCUUCACUUGCCCACACAUGCCCAUGCUGUCUCAAUCCCAGCUCUCUAUCUGGCUGAGAGCCUCCUGGCCACUCAUGCUUGCUAUGGCCGGUCACCAAGCAACAACUCAGGCAGCCUGCCUAGUGCCUGACAUUCUUUCCUUCAUCCUCAUUUCUUCAGUUUCUCGGUUAGCAAUACCAUAGAAUCAUGAGAGAUCGCUAGGAGGGAUGGCUUUUUAUAGCAUACAUCAGCCUCAGUCAGUGGAGGAAUGAAAGGGCUGCGCAGAAUCUGAAAGAGAAAUCUCGGUGUGAGCUUCUCGGUGGUCUAGAUGUAUUGAUCUCCCCGUUUGGCACCCAUUCACUCUCUCUCUAUCUAUCUCUAUCUCUCUCUGAGCCUACUUUUAUGUAGCUACAGUGAUGCUGGUGUAUUGAUAGAAAGAAAGUCACAAUCAGUCCCCUCAAUUGCUAUCCUGCCUAUAGUUCUAUGAAGGGUCAAUGACAGCCCAGAAGAGAAGGGCUGCAUCUUUUGCAGCUUCUUUUGGAUGCAUAGCAUCCCUUAGCAGCAGUGCCGAGAAGGCUGCUAAAGAGAAGUGCUACAUUUAUGGAGAGAACCUGUUCCAAGGGUGCUUUGAAGUAGAGAGGCACCAGUUUCCCCCCUCCCCCCUCGGCAUUAUGCCAUAAGCUAAUAUCCAUCAGAAGUAGUGUUUUGUGUAAAGGCAGCAGUAAAAGCUUCUCAGGGAGCUCCACAUGAUCUCUUUAUUGGUAAAAAACAGUGCAAAAGUGCAAAGAAAAGAGCUAAAGCCUAAAUAAUGCCCAGGGAACCAAUAGGGCUCCACUGUAUGGUGGUUGUUUUUUCCAAAAUCCAAAUAUAAGGCAUUUUAAAACAUGGACUGCCUCUCCUUCUGGGAUAUGUUGGACAUGCAGUUUUUAAUUUGUAUGGUUUUUUUAAAAAAAACAGGCUUUUCAUUUCUAAACGCCUUGCAAUGAUAGUACCUGCUUAUUUUAGAAAUCCAGCUGCCAGACGAUCAUUGAUGUUUGGCACCUCUCCAAUUAUUGCUUGAUAAAUCUCAAAGCUUUUGAAGCUGGCUAAUUUUGGGGGGGGGAGUUUCAUGGUACCCCCUCCCUUCUCGGCUCUGGCCUGAAAAGUUAUAUGAACUUGCCAUUAUGAUCAGAAAAUACAUUAUAACUAAGUACUUAUAUCUAAGAAUCUAGCUUUAGAUAUGGAGACUUGCAAAAAAAAAGGAAAUGUAUGAAUGCUUGCCUCUUGUAAUUGUACUGAAUAAUAUUCUCCCCACCAUCUAUGUGAAUCUAUAAAUUGCAAUGAUAGAAUGUAAGAAAUGGAUUUGAGCAGAUCAGGCUAAUGUAUUGAUAGUUCUAGAUAUCUUUUUCUUGUUUUCUUUUCACCCCACAACUGUCAAGCAGUUAUAUGAAAUAUGAAUGGAGCUUGUUUCCUUCAUUCACCUCUUUAGACUAAUUUUGGUUGCUGUUUAAACUUAAUAAAAUGACACAUGCAGCUUCUUAGUAAGGGAUAAAUAGAUUCUGGCUAUUCAAUAUUACUACUUUUCCUGGUGAGAAUUCAGGACUCAGGUUAAUUAUUAAAGGAAAAUAUCUGUGAUAACUAUUUUUAUCAAUAGAUAUUCAAGGCCCAAGAUUACUCGUGAAUGUUCUUGCAUCAAAGAGAUGUUGCCUAUUUUUAAUAUUGUAUUAGAAGAUGACCUUAAAAAAAGAUAAUAUACUGUUAAUCUCAUGGCCAUCUUUCCAACAGAGGAUAAUUAUGAGAAUGCCCUAUAUAAUCAAUAGAAUGAUUGUUGUGACAUAUACCUGAGAAAACAUGGGCCUUGUGGUUCUAUGAGAGGAUUAUUAUUAUUAAUUCCAGGACAGGACUAAGAACAAUAUAAGCCACAAAUCUUUGUUUUGGUAAAAUCGUGUUGAUGAAACAAUGAAGAAACAACAAUAGAAGCAACCCAGAUUAUUUUUUUUGGUACAUUAGCUGGAGCUAUAGUGUGAUUUUAGUUGAGACACAAUUGCAAUGAGGUUUUGAUAAGAAACACUCUGAUUUUACAAUAUUUCUUUUUAAUAUGUAUCUAUGUUUUUCCUUUUUCGUCAUAAUCUCCAGACUUUUCUGUUCUGCAACUCUAGGAACUCAUAAUACGCAAGAGCCUCCCAGUCAUCCUUCAGGCUUCCAAAGCCACAAGGGUGAUAGAGUUUGUCAUGCCUCUUUGAACAAUUUCGGCUUUUUAUUUCUUUGUUUGUUUAAAUGUUUACACAAAUAAUUUUAUCCUUCUCAUUCCCUUCAUUAACUUUCCCACCUGCCCUCAUUAUAAACCUCUUUUCUCAGUCCUCCACUAGAUAUUCUCCACAUCCUAGUGGAAAGGGACUGGGUUUUGUGGCAGAGUACAUGUCUUGUAUAAAGAUAGGCCCAACCUACUUGAAUGAAGUUUUUUUUAAUUGAAUGUAUUCGAGAGAUAAAAAAAAGAGUACGAUCCCUGAGUGGGACCCUGCACGGCCCCUGUGAAUCUGCAUAAGUAAUCAUGGUAGAUGGACAAAUGAUCUUAUUUGCAGGGUGCCUAGAUAUAUCUGAAAAAAACAGGUAGAGAGCAUCUAGUGAGCCAUAAAAACAUCUAAUCCAAUGAUGGUGAACCUUUUCAGUAUCGAGUGCCCAAAGCGGAAUGUGCACCUGUGCAUGCGCUUGCACACAUGCCAGUACAUUGGAAACUCAAAGUACCAUGCCUGUGUGCAUGUGUGUGCUGGCCAGCUGGUCUUGGAGUUUCUAGUGCAUGCAUGCGCAGCGGCCCACUGGCCUUUGUGCACUGGAAUUCUUGGCAUGCGCACAAGCAUGCACUGGUGCACAUUCUGGUGUUUGGAUUUCUGGUGCUCCGGUGCACAUGAAUACCAGCUGGCUGGUGCACAUGUGUGUGCCGGAAACCAGAAGAGCAGCUGGCGAUGGCGUGCGUGCCCACAGAGAG
Molecule: messenger RNA, 6630 nt
Organism: Thamnophis sirtalis
Lineage: Eukaryota; Metazoa; Chordata; Lepidosauria; Squamata; Natricidae
Source: RefSeq, a predicted model, not a curated record